GGGAGAAAUUACCACGUCAACAUUGAGAGUUUUUACGGCGACUAUUUUACCCUUCGCGGCGCGUUCGUCCGAUUCGCCAGGAAUCUCUUGCGCUGGAAUGUUAUCACCAGAAAAUGUGGUGAGUGGAAUAAUGAGCUAAACACGGGCUAGCUGAGCAAGGAGGAGCGAGGAGGCCAUGGCCGUGGCUGCGCAGUGCCUGCGCUGCCCCAUUGUAGCUCGCCCCUCCAUCGCCCAACAGCGCAUCACAAAGGUAAAUAACCUAGGAGGUGGUGCUCGUGGCUUUGGCAUCGGUGGAGCACCAACAUCGAUAUCACGACGCUACCAUGGGCUUGGACGAGUUCUUGUCUUUGCUCGCGUCUCCAACAAGUCCGAGGUGCUACCGUCGGCGAGCGCCGAUGACCAAAGUCCUCCUCCGCUCGUGGGUGAAGACUCUGCGGUGUUUGAGCUCCAGAGCCAGAAGCUUUCGUCCUGGCUCUACUUUACAGCCAUUCUUGCCGCCGUCACCGUGGUGCUCUACUUCGCGUGGCUCGAUCCAACCACGGGCUAUGGAACCGCUUACGUCGACUGGCUCUCCACGCUCACCAACAAUUCUCCCGAGCUCGUGAUCACCGCUAUGCUCGCCAUUUUCGCUCUGGUCCACAGUGGCCUGGCCAGUUUUCGCGACCGAGGCGAGCAGCUCAUCGGCGAGAGGGCGUACCGAGUUGUUUUUGCUGGACUGUCGCUUCCGCUGGCAGUUUCUGCCGUGGUGUAUUUUAUCAACCAUAGAUACGAAGGUGCCCAGCUAUGGCACGUCCAAGACGUUCCUGGAGUUCAUCAGCUGGUGUGGCUUCUCUCGUUUACGUCAUUCUUCUUCCUCUAUCCGUCCACGUUUAAUCUGCUCGAAGUUGCUGCUGUCGACAAGCCCAAGCUUCAUAUGUGGGAGACUGGCAUCAUGAGAAUCACACGGCAUCCCCAGAUGGUUGGACAGUUCAUGUGGUGCUUUGCUCACACGCUAUGGAUUGGCAGCUCCUUCACGCUGACCACGUCCAUCGGGCUUCUCGCUCACCACCUUUUCGGAGUGUGGAACGGUGACAGACGACUUUCCCUUCGCUACGGCGACGCCUUCGAGACCGUGAAGCAGAGAACGAGUGUAGUGCCCUUCGUGGCUAUAGCUCAAGGCCGACAGAAGCUGCCACGGGAUUUCUACAAAGAAUUCCUGAGGCUACCUUACUUGAUCAUCACAGCACUGACUUUGGGGGCGUAUUUCUCGCACCCGUUGCUUCGCUUGGGGAGCUCCAGUUUGCACUGGUAGCUCCAGUCUUCUACGUACUCCAGGUCUUUCUAAAAAGUUUUUGUGCGGUCCCCCCGCACUCAAGGUA
This is a messenger RNA of Selaginella moellendorffii, 1358 nucleotides long. RefSeq names its product 15-cis-zeta-carotene isomerase, chloroplastic. Bases 176 to 1291 code for a protein of 371 amino acids. The transcript has 4 exons. Gene Ontology annotation, biological process: carotene biosynthetic process. NCBI's taxonomy places the organism in Eukaryota, Viridiplantae, Streptophyta, Lycopodiopsida, Selaginellales, Selaginellaceae. Gene Ontology annotation, cellular component: chloroplast. The record is from RefSeq and is a predicted model, not a curated record. Gene Ontology annotation, molecular function: 9,15,9'-tri-cis-zeta-carotene isomerase activity.